Molecule: messenger RNA, 1154 nt
Organism: Umbelopsis ramanniana AG
Lineage: Eukaryota; Fungi; Mucoromycota; Umbelopsidomycetes; Umbelopsidales; Umbelopsidaceae
Exons: 3
Coding region: 34-1098 (354 amino acids)
Molecular function (GO): nucleotide binding
Source: RefSeq, a predicted model, not a curated record
UUCUCUUUCAGCUACAACUAAGAAGGAAUCAUUAUGGCUGCACAAAAGAUCAACGUUGGUGUUAUUGGAUUUGGUAUGUCCUCCAAGACUUUCCACUGCCCAUUGAUCGUCUCGUCACCACACCUUGUUCUUCACUCGAUCGUUUCAAGCAACGACUCCUGCACAAAGGUUUACCCACAAGCAAAGCAUGUUGCCACCACUGCUGACCUCUUUGCUUCCAAGGACGUCCAGCUUGUCGUCAUCACAACCCCCAACGAACUUCACUUCCCACUGGCCAAGCAAGCCAUGGAAGCCGGAAAGAACGUUGUUGUCGAGAAGCCAUUCACAGUUACAUCUCAAGAAGCUGCUGAGUUGGUUGAAAUCUCAAAGCGCACUGGUUUGGUGUGCAGUAUUUACCAAAACCGACGAUGGGACGGAGACUUGUUGACGGCCAAGAAGAUUAUUGAGAACGGACAGCUUGGUCGUUUGGUUGAGUUCGAGAGUCACUUUGACCGCUUCCGUAACUUUGUCAAGGCUGGAUGGCGCGAACAGGAUGUUCCCGGAAGUGGUAUGCUUUAUGAUCUCGGCGCACAUUUGAUCGAUCAAGCUCUCCAUCUCUUUGGCAAGCCAUACUCUGUCUAUGGCGUAGUUGAAAACCAACGUCAAUUGAAAGACUCUAGCAUCGACGAUGACUUUACUAUCAUCUUCCGUUAUAAGACUGGAUUGAAGGUCCUUUUGCGUUCCAGCAUGCUUGCACGCCAAACCCCCGUCCUUCGAUUCUCUCUACGUGGUAUGGAUGGAAGCUAUAUCAAGCACUACCUUGACCCUCAAGAAGAUCAAUUGAAGUCUGGUCAAACUCCCAAGAAUGCUGGGUUCGGUGUGGAGCCAGAGAGCCAAUGGGGUACAAUCAACACCGAAGUCAACGGAAUUCACGUUGUUGGUAAGGUUGAGACCUUGUCUGGAAAGUACUUGGAUUUCUACAACAAUGUUGCAGAAACCAUUUUGAAGGGCGACCUCAGCCACUUGGCUGUCAAGCCUGAACAAGGUUACGACACCAUCCGCAUGAUUGAAGUCAUUCGCCAGAGCAGCGACGAGGGUGGCAAGACCAUUGUAUUGUAAAUUAGAAGAUAAAAAAAAAUGUCAAAUAAACAUAUUGCUUCAUUGCUCAUGCAUUA